AGAAGAAGAAUUUAGGUUAGCUUUAAAUUAAAAAUAUAUUUUCUUUAAAAUGGGCUUAAUUCGAUUAAAACGAAACGUUGCCUUGAAACUUCUAAAUACAGGCAAAGCUUUAUCCAAUGUGGCUACGCAGAAUGAUGAGGAAUAUACAGAUGUGCCGGAGUAUCCCCCCAUUUUAGAUCUCUCCAUUCGAAAGCGUUUAGAGCGCAAGAAAGAAACCAGGCACGAUAUGGUGCGGGCUGUAAAAACAGUGGAAGAAAAGCAGAUAAAACUGAACAUGCCCAGAUAUUACGGUUUCAAGAGCUACAUGCUUUUUGAAGAAAAAAUACCUUACAAUGGUCUUUGUCUUUCUCAGUAUGUAACUCGUACCCAUUUGAUCAAUGAACUCGGUUUACCAAAUUUCUACGAAAAUAUCAAUAGCGAUGGGGCUUUAGAUCUAGCUGGAGACAUCCAGGAAUGUCUUCUAAUGGAGAUAGAUUACAUACAGAGGUUAUAUGAUAUUAAAAAAGAAGAAAUAACAAAUGCGGAUAGAGAGAAUCUUACAGGUGCGGCAAUUGCAAAACAAAUUAACAGAAUAAUAAGUAACAAUUUGGCUCCCAAGUAUAACCACAUAGUAGAUAGUCAGGCAGAUAUUGCACCUAGAAUAGAGUCUUGCUGGUAUGCUGGAGGCAUGGAUCCUCCAAAUCAUAUAAAAAGAAUGAGAUCCAAAAUAGUUUAUAAAAAAGAGUUUGAAAAUGAUCCUAUAGAUAGGCUCAUGUACUACAUAGGUUCUCCACUUUUGAGUGUAAGAUCGCGUAUGCCUCUUCUGCCCAUUAUGUCUCAUUCUGAGGCAGAAAAUCCAGAAUUUGAGAUACCACAUUUUAAAUAUGACCCCAGAGUUUUGGGAAUACCCACUGAAUACCGGCAUGUGGCGAAUAUCCCAGGGUUUUGGCCAGGAGAUCCAAAUAUGUUUGGCUUGGUUUCUUUUCACAAGCGCGGUCACAUUGAAGAGCAUUUGAAGCAAUUUAAAGACCCAAAGGAUACAGAGGAAGCCAUUCACAGACAGGCUAUCCUUGCAUCAUAUGCUUGGCUGCAUGCCCAGGCCAAUUUCUUAGGAUUCACUACUUUUAACGAUAUUACUUACCCUUUGGUUACACAAACAGUGAUAACAAAUGGCAAGCAGUGGUCAUUUUACGUUUACCAAUUAAACACCAUAAAACUGCACAAUACUGCCCAGGAAAAUCCAAAAAAAAAUGUUUGCUGGGCCACAGGUCAGAUGAACUUGUUUGAAGAGAUAAAUGAAGACAAAAUUGUUGGGUUUAAUGAAGACACAUUGAAACUGCUUGUGAAGUUUUAUGCAAAUGCACCUCAAGAGAGGCUAGCCGUCAAUAUGAGGCCAUACUUGAGCAAUGAAGAAAAACUGGCUGCUGAUUAUCAGGAUGAUGAUAAACGCCAGUGGCUAGAAAGAGAAUACAAGUAUUUGGUGGCCAAUAGGCCACGACUGAAGGAAGUGGAUGAAAUUUAUAGUUGGGAGAAAAUCUACAAAAUCGAUCACAAGACGCGGCCGUUGGAAAAAAGACUGAGACCAUUUGAGCUGUUGAAGAACCCGUAUAAGAGAGCUUUGAACCACCGAUUACCCAGAUACAUUCCGAAAGCCCUCCGGCCCGAUUUGCCGAAGCAUAAGGGGCGCAGGGCGAAGGAAUAUUUCCCGUGAGUUGCGCGUAUGUCGGAAAACAUGAAAUAUAUUUUUUAGCGUACAGUUUCUAUAUUUAAUUGAUCCCAUCUGAUAAAAAUAUCAAGCCUUGUUUACCCUUUAAGGAUAAAAUAACUAUGGUGUAUAAUC
This is a messenger RNA of Cylas formicarius (sweet potato weevil), 1819 nucleotides long. RefSeq names its product large ribosomal subunit protein mL65 (gene mRpS30). Gene Ontology annotation, cellular component: mitochondrial large ribosomal subunit; mitochondrion; ribosome. Gene Ontology annotation, biological process: translation. Lineage: Eukaryota; Metazoa; Arthropoda; Insecta; Coleoptera; Brentidae. Gene Ontology annotation, molecular function: structural constituent of ribosome. The coding region runs from base 50 to 1690 and encodes 546 amino acids. The transcript is spliced from 4 exons. The record is from RefSeq and is a predicted model, not a curated record.